Messenger RNA from Ricinus communis (castor bean), 1005 nucleotides. Its product is annotated as protein disulfide-isomerase 5-1. The record is from RefSeq and is a predicted model, not a curated record. The transcript is spliced from 4 exons. Gene Ontology annotation, molecular function: protein disulfide isomerase activity. Gene Ontology annotation, biological process: protein folding. Bases 225 to 602 code for a protein of 125 amino acids. NCBI's taxonomy places the organism in Eukaryota, Viridiplantae, Streptophyta, Magnoliopsida, Malpighiales, Euphorbiaceae. Gene Ontology annotation, cellular component: endoplasmic reticulum.
ACUCGUCCGGUUUUAAAAUGAUUGAUUAAAAGAGGAGUAGAAAAAUAAUUGAGAAAAAAAAAAAACACAGAAACUAUCUUUCCCGUGAAAGGUUAUGAGAUAAAUAAACCGGAUAAGGCAGGUGUGUAAACCGGAUUCAGAUCUUGAGUUCUGAACAGAAGAGAAAGAAAAAGAAACAAAAUAACCUGAAAAAUUACAUACGAAACAAAGCUACGACGAAGAAGAUGAAUCGCUCAUUUUUUCUGUUUUCGAUUUUAUUUCUCUUCGCUGUGAGCUCAAUUAUAACGAAUAUAGAAGCUGAAGUCAUAACCCUAACUCCUGACACCUUUUCUGACAAGGUGAAGGAAAAAGACACUGCAUGGUUUGUGAAAUUUUGUGUUCCUUGGUGUAAGCAUUGUAAGAACUUGGGCUCACUGUGGGAAGACUUAGGGAAAGCGAUGGAAGGGGAAGAUGAGAUAGAGGUUGGAGAAGUUGAUUGUGGUACAAGCAAACCUGUAUGCUCAAAGGUUGAUAUUCACUCAUAUCCUACGUUUAAGCUCUUCUAUGAUGGAGAAGAAGUUGCAAAAUAUCAAGACCUUAGUAUAUUGUGGAGUUGGGGGUAAAUGGAUUGUAACGACACGUUCUCUUAAGAGGAGGGCUAAACUCAUGCAUAGCACUCAACUAGGAAGGAGAUUUCGUUCCAUUCUUCAUUACUUUUUCUUUUCCUGUUAUUACAAUAAUCAACAAACUCAUUUGAAACUGAAUUUAGAAAAAGAAAAAAAAAGAAAAAGAAAUUCGUUACAUUUCUUUUUGAGGAUUAGAAUUUGAUAACCAUACUGCUCUCUUGCAUUUGAAAUUUACUUUGCUCAGUGUAUCAACAUUUUAUAGCAAGCUUACCAUCUGAAGGGUUACUGAAGUUUGUCUUGGUGUGGUACCAAAAUGAAUAGGGCCACGGGAUGUCGAAUCUUUGAAAUCAUUUGUAUUGGAGGAAGCAGAAAAGGCAGCAGCAAAAGCACAGCUCGACAA